This is a messenger RNA of Callithrix jacchus (white-tufted-ear marmoset), 5555 nucleotides long. It is a transcript of the gene FEM1C, whose product is annotated as fem-1 homolog C. Gene Ontology annotation, molecular function: protein binding. The record is from RefSeq and is a predicted model, not a curated record. Lineage: Eukaryota; Metazoa; Chordata; Mammalia; Primates; Cebidae.
GGGCGCGGGGCAUGGAGGAGCUUUUCGGCCGCAGGCAGAGCAGGGCGACCCAGGCGGCGGCGGGGACAACGGUUUCCCUUUGAAGGGGACGGCCUGAGCCCGAGUGACCAUCGCCGGCGGGGAGGACUAGCCCCCGGGCAGUUUGGUGCCGUUUGUCAGAUGUUGGAAGGCAGUAGGACGGAACAUACUCUUCGUGGUUGUAUAUCCCCUCUAGGGUGCAGCAAUUAAUAUUGAACUUUGGUUCCUGUGACUCUUGCCUGUGUCGAUAGAGUUAAGCUGGAGCUCUGCUUUGAAAGAUAAAUAAAGCACAGCGUCUCAAUUGGACAUAAAUGGAUCUAAAGACAGCAGUAUUUAACGCAGCUCGGGAUGGCAAACUCCGGCUUCUCACCAAAUUGUUGGCAAGCAAAUCCAAAGAGGAGGUUUCCUCCUUGAUCUCUGAAAAAACAAAUGGGGCCACACCACUCCUGAUGGCCGCCAGGUAUGGGCACCUUGACAUGGUGGAAUUCCUCCUAGAGCAGUGCAGUGCCUCCAUAGAAGUUGGGGGCUCCGUCAAUUUUGAUGGCGAAACCAUUGAGGGGGCUCCCCCUUUAUGGGCCGCUUCUGCAGCAGGACAUCUGAAAGUGGUCCAGUCUUUGUUAAAUCAUGGAGCAUCUGUCAACAACACGACUUUAACCAAUUCAACUCCUCUUCGAGCUGCGUGUUUCGAUGGCCAUUUGGAAAUAGUGAAGUACCUUGUAGAACACAAAGCUGAUUUGGAAGUGUCAAACCGACAUGGGCAUACGUGCUUGAUGAUUUCAUGUUACAAAGGACAUAAAGAGAUUGCUCAGUAUUUACUUGAAAAGGGGGCAGAUGUUAAUAGAAAAAGUGUUAAAGGUAAUACUGCAUUGCAUGAUUGUGCAGAAUCUGGAAGUUUGGACAUCAUGAAGAUGCUUCUUAUGUAUUGUGCCAAGAUGGAAAAGGAUGGUUAUGGAAUGACUCCCCUUCUCUCAGCAAGUGUGACUGGUCACACAAAUAUUGUGGAUUUUCUGACACACCAUGCACAGACCAGCAAGACAGAACGUAUUAACGCUCUAGAGCUUCUAGGAGCUACAUUUGUAGACAAAAAAAGAGAUCUCCUUGGGGCUUUGAAAUACUGGAAAAAGGCAAUGAACAUGAGGUACAGUGAUAGGACUAAUAUUAUUAGUAAACCAGUGCCACAGACACUCAUAAUGGCUUAUGAUUAUGCCAAGGAGGUGAACAGUGCAGAAGAGCUAGAAGGUCUUAUUGCUGAUCCUGAUGAGAUGAGAAUGCAGGCACUAUUAAUCAGAGAACGUAUUCUUGGUCCUUCUCAUCCUGAUACCUCUUACUAUAUUAGAUAUAGAGGUGCUGUCUAUGCAGACUCUGGAAAUUUCAAACGAUGCAUCAACCUAUGGAAGUAUGCUUUGGAUAUGCAGCAGAGCAAUUUGGAUCCUUUAAGCCCAAUGACCGCCAGCAGCUUAUUAUCUUUUGCAGAACUAUUUUCCUUUAUGCUACAGGAUAGGGCUAAAGGCCUGCUGGGUACUACUGUUACAUUUGAUGAUCUUAUGGGCAUACUUUGCAAAAGCGUCCUUGAAAUAGAGCGAGCUAUCAAACAAACUCAGUGUCCCGCUGACCCGUUACAGUUAAAUAAGGCUCUUUCUAUUAUUUUGCACUUAAUUUGCUUGUUAGAGAAAGUUCCUUGUACUCUAGAACAGGACCAUUUCAAAAAGCAGACUAUAUACAGGUUUCUUAAGCUGCAUCCAAGGGGAAAGAAUAACUUCAGCCCUCUUCAUCUGGCUGUGGACAAGAAUACUACAUGUGUAGGGCGGUACCCUGUUUGUAAAUUUCCAUCUCUACAAGUUACUGCGAUACUGAUAGAAUGUGGUGCUGAUGUGAACGUCAGAGACUCGGAUGACAACAGUCCCCUACAUAUCGCUGCUCUUAACAACCAUCCAGGCAUCAUGAAUCUCCUUAUUAAAUCAGGUGCACAUUUUGAUGCCACAAACUUGCACAAACAAACUGCUAGUGACUUGCUGGAUGAGAAAGAAAUAGCUAAAAAUUUGAUCCAGCCUAUAAAUCAUACCACAUUGCAGUGUCUUGCUGCUCGUGUCAUAGUGAAUCAUAGAAUAUAUUAUAAAGGGCACAUCCCAGAAAAGCUAGAGACCUUUGUUUCACUUCAUAGAUGAUAAUUUGACUGUAUUUUAGCACUGUUAAAGCACGAAUUGGUAACAGUUGUUUCAUAAAUGAGCACUGUUGUGAUAACACCAGCAUUCAUUUAGCUUGAUUGAUAUCAUGCUCUCAUUGGCUAAACCAUUAUAAGCAUCAAAUUUACAAGAUUGGUUUCCCAGUAUUUAAUAUAAAUAUACCAUAUAAUAUAUUGUUUGUGAAUUACUGAGAAAUGUAACAUCAUAUUCAAAUUUCUAAAAUUGUCUGCCAAAGGCUUAUUCAUUCUGGUUUUGUUUACUGUUGGAUGUUUGGGGCAGAGUUAACCAUUUUUCCAUGGUGUCUUUAUACUUUACUGGUUUGUGAAUUUUAUACAAUUGAAAGUCUUUUUUUCCUGAUUCUUCCUUCUCUUCUCAAGUUUCCUUCCUGUUUCUACUUUAUUUUUUGUCCUAACCAUUUCUACUUUUCCUUAUGGACCCAUGCUAGGUUGUACAAACUUUAAGGACUCGUUACCAUUUGCAGUUACCAUAAGUGCUUUAUCUUCUCUAUGCACAGGCUUAAACUUGACUGUUGUACGUUAGCAUAUUUUCUAUGCAGCAGUUGGUCAACUUCAACUCAAAACACUGUUUUCUUAUGUUUGUUACAAAGUUAGUUUUUUUUUAAAGUACUCUGUAGCAUGACAAUUUUUAGAGCUGCAGGUUAGCUAUUUUAGCUCAAGCUUUUUUGUUUGUUUUUUUUCUUCAUUUUCUUCACAACCGAGGUUUCUUUCUCUAAUCCACUGAAAUUAUUGUGUGCUAAAUUUGGGAAACAGAUCUAUUCUAACUCAUUAACCCAGUUGAAAUUUAGGUCUGUCAUCUUAAUAUAUCAUGUAGUAAAAGGAAGAAUCUUUUUAAAGUGACCCACCUUUCAUGCUGCUCCAGCAUUGUCCUGCUUGUGCUGAUGGUGUGACUAGGUGUAGAGAAUUUGCUUAAAUUUAACCUCAAAGUUUAUCACACAGCUUAAUGAGUCACAUUCAAAUAUUCAGUAAUUGAACUGCAAAUCACUUUUAGUUACAAAAAGAGCUAAAGCAUGUCAGUGGCAUGAUGCUUGCCAAGCCAGAUCUAGGCAUCUAGGAUAAUUAAGGUAUUUUAGUAUGCAAUUUACUGCCACAAUAUCAAAAGGUCAGUAACAGUGUUCUUUCUUUCUUCAAGCUUACGUAUACCUUUAAAGAUAACUUGCAUGAAUUACUUUGAUUACUUUGGUCUCAAUUAUUUGUCGCCCUAGUUAAACAUGAAAGGUUGCAGUGCUUCCUGUUCCCUUACUGGAAGUUAGCUUUUCUUUUCUCUUCCUUUGUUCCUUUCUCUCUCUCUCAUUGUCUUUUCUCUCUUUCUUUCUCUUUCUCUCACAGAUUUGCUAAUGCCACAGAAAGGGCUCUUUUAACUUAAGAUAAGUGAAAAGUACUAAAAAAGAUUCAGGUAAUUAUCAUUCAGCACUUUAUUGUAUUUCAGAAUAAAAUUUAUGAUGGCAUAUUUGCCCUGCAAAUGUCUUAAUGAAGUUGUUCUGAAUAAAAAGCUCCUUACUGAUUUGAGAAAAACUCAGUUUACCUGUGAGUUUAAUGAGCUGGAUUACUCACUUGGAUUUUUGUGUUGACAUUUUAUUCUGAGGAUUAGGGUCACUCUAUUUAAGUCAUCAAUGCAAACAGUCACAUUAGGUUUGUCAUCUUUAGUCAGUAAAAACAUUGUCAUGAAGAGUAGUAAAUAAGAGAACAUUAUUUGACUUUUUGGUUAAAUAAUUGAGGUUUAAUUUUUAAAAGAUAUUCUUACACGUUUUACUAGGUUGCAAAUUCGAUUUCACCAUUAAGAAACGGUAAAUUGGGAUAUGAAUGAACGCUCUCCAGAGUUUUGAUGAAGAGGUUUUACUAUCUCUUACUAGUAAAUUUGAUGAAAUAUUUGAAUUGUCACAUAUAUUAAGAAUACUUUGUGAUUUAGACCAAUAUUCUAGAAAUAUCAAAUAUCAGUAUUUUCAAAUCAUCUGCCUCUUUGUGGUAUAAUAAUUAUACAUGUAUAAGCUAUUUUUAUAAAGGAAAACUUUGCCAUUAUAGUAAAUUAUAUCAGUAGAUCUCAAUAAUUUGGGGUAAAAGAUGACAAUUGGAUUUUUAAGUGAUUUAGAAUUUCCUCCUCGUCUUUGGGGGCUGGGUAGGAGGGCUUACAUGCUCUUAGAGAAAGGCACGCAUAUCUUACUGUUUUACAGCUGAACUUGAAUUGUACAACUCCAGUGUAAAAUAAGGAUUUCUUUAACAUUUUUGUACCACUAAAAAUAGAUAGCUUAGAACUCAGUCUUGAUAACUGAAAUGACUUAUUUCACUUAGAAUAUAUUUCCCCUUCCUUCUCUACCAUCUCCACAGAUGCCAUUGGGAAGUUUUGAAAAAUCAGUUUAAUAGCUCAAAAUUGUCCCUGAUUUUAUUUUAUUUUAGAGGAAAUUGUUUCAUAAAUGUGAACUUAGACACUAAUAAAGCCUUUGUCGGAAAGUAUUUCCAAAAUUAUGAGAUGGAUUAUAAUAAAAUACUUAAAUUUGUGUUAUUUUUUGAACCACAGAUGAGUAAAUAUUAAUAAUGAACCUGUUACACUCACGUGAGUCAAACUAAACUACACUGUAGCAUGGUGGUAUUGACUGGAGUUAAUGUGUAAGUUCUUAUUACAUUUCUAGGAAAAUAACCGUUUGGGGCCUGCUGAAUUUUAGAUGUUCCACUGUUUUGAUCAUUUCUGUAAAAGAAAUGGUAAUUUUACUCAGAUUAGAUGCCAGUCUAUGACGACAAAUGGAUUAUGGACUUAAAAAUAGUCAUUUUUCUUAUUCAUAAAUCUGACAGGUAUAAACCCAAAUCAAAGAUAAUUUGGCACCCUUUAUGAAUUUGAAAUUAAGUGAUAGCUCACUUGUGAAGUGACUACCUUAUGUGUAUAGAGACCCCAGUCUACCAUGAUUUGGGAAAAUUGUUUAGGUUAUAUGGGAAAAGUAGCUCUUUAAAAAUCAUGUUGCCCAAAUAGGAACCUUAGGCUGAAUUUACAGAUAUGAUAAUUUUUAUAAUUAUUCUUAGAAUUGUGCAGAUUGGAUGAGAUGAUAACGUAUUCUUGUACACUGUAACAACAGCAUUAUUGCCUAGAACGUUAAUCAUUUUAGAGUUAGAUACUAAGGAAACGAACUAAUUGGUCAUCAUUAUUUUCUUUUUUUUCUUUUUCUUUUUUUUUUUGCCCUCAUGUAUCACUAAACAACUAGUUUCUCUCCCUUUUGUCAGUUCCCAUUGUGUAUUUUUCCAAAAGAAGUACUGUAUUAGGAUGCCAGCUAAUAAAUUGUCACACAAUGGAAAAAUCAUAUGCCACAAUAUUCAUUGUAAGGUUUAAUAAAAUUAAAUUUGCACCAAA